Molecule: messenger RNA, 738 nt
Organism: Physella acuta
Lineage: Eukaryota; Metazoa; Mollusca; Gastropoda; Physidae
Source: RefSeq, a predicted model, not a curated record
UAUGACGAGCGACAAAAAAUCUGGAAACAAUAUCACAAUAAGUUUCCCUUCAAGUUUAUCAAGGAUAUUUUUCUGGAGAUGAACGCAGUGAAAUAAAUCUAAAUAUUUCAAGUUACAACUUAACGUGAAUUGUUAUACAUUUCUUGUAAUAACUUACGGAGUAUAAAGUUACAGCUAAAAUACAAAUUGUUAUACUCUUCAUGUAAUAACUCCUGGUGUAUAAAGUUACAACUUAAUGUGAAUUAUUCCACCGUCAUUAAAAACCUUUUGUUUCAGGCCUGCUGGACAUGGGUGCCGGCCCCACCAGGGAGACAGAGCCGGCUGUCCGACCAGAUACGGACGAGCCCACUGACCCCGACAAACCGUCACAGGUCACUGAACUCCAUGAUCCAGUCACCAAGUUUAAUGCCAGGAAAAAGUGGGGAGCAGCCGCCAUUAAACUCGCAGCGACCACCGCUUUCCACAGGGCGAGUCGCCAAGCUAAAGACAGACAAGCCAAAAGCUCUACUGUAGACCAAUCUGACAGUAAUACGUUGGGAAACCGGGUGGCUUCCCUUAGCAGGGGAGACAAUCGUUCAAAGGAAUACAACCAACUUUCUGCGGAAAGCAAAGAAGAUGGUGGCGUCAUAUUGUAUGGCAACGGUGCUGGAAGUAUCAUAAGGACACUUUCUUUGUAUCAAUAUGGUCGUGCGCAGGACAUUGUAUCAACAUAGCCGUGGUCAGGACAUUGUAUCAACA